Messenger RNA from Osmia lignaria (orchard mason bee), 5902 nucleotides. Lineage: Eukaryota; Metazoa; Arthropoda; Insecta; Hymenoptera; Megachilidae. The record is from RefSeq and is a predicted model, not a curated record.
GCCUGUUCAACAAUCCCAAUGAAAAUCCCUAGACUCAAUUGCGUGAAAACAUGACCGAUACUUAUAAAUGAUAAGAGAAUCGAAUUUUUUAUCAUAUAAUUAACAAAAAUUUUGUUUUUGAUUCAGAAUAUACAUAACAUGUUAAACAUGAAUGGUAUAAUACCUGAAAUGGAACAAAUUAUUAGUCAGCUAGAAAGGGGAACUGUGGUAACCAAAUUUUUCUCAAGAAAAAGGCCUGAAAAAAAGACUCUCAUGAUAAGAAGAGAGACCAGACAGAUUGUCUGGUCAAGAAGCGCAACAUUUAGACCAUUUGAUGGCUCAGGCACACAUAUUGCAUGGUUAUGAAGAUAUAUCUACAGCAAAAAUGGGCAAAAUAUUAUCUGAGGAUACUAGUUAUAGGUCAAAAACCUGAAGGAAAGGUCCUUGUGAAUAAUGUAUAUGGUUGAGAUAAGAGAAAUCAAAGAAAUUAAAGUAGGAAAGCACUCUAAGGAUUUUGAAAAAUGGCCAGAAGAUGCAAAAAGAAUUGAAAAUCUUAGGUGUUUUGUUGUAUACUAUGGUUCUGAAUUUCGACUUAAAACUCUUUCUAUUUCUGCUCUUAGUGAAAAGGAAUGUGAACUCUGGGUAAAAGGAUUACGUCGUUUAGUUCAAGAUACUAUAAAGGCUCCAUAUCCUUUACAAGUUGAAAGAUGGCUAAGGAAAGAAUUUUAUGCUAUGGAGAACUCGAGAGAAACGGUUACUUUGAAAGAUAUGAAAGCAUUUUUACCUAGAGUAAAUUGUAAAAUAGCAACGAAUAAACUUAGGGAACUCUUUCAAGAAAUAGAUACGAGAAAUAGGAAUGAGCUUGGUUUUGACGAUUUUGUUGUACUUUAUCACAAACUUAUGUUUGAUCAAAACAACCUUACAGACUGGAGUAGAUUGCUUAAUUAUUCGAAAACUGGACAAAUCGUUACUGUCCAAGAUUUUCAAAACUUUUUAUUAACUGAGGAACAAGAUCCCUUAGGAAAUAAUGAAGUCGAGGUGUCAUGUUUUAUUAGAGAUUAUUUACAAGAUCCUCAAAGAGACGUGCAAGAACCACACUUUACGUUUUCAGAAUUUAUCGAUUACUUAUUUUCAAAACAAAAUUCUGUGUGGGAUUCAAAAUAUUCUAGAAUUUACCAAGAUAUGACUAAACCUUUGGCACAUUAUUGGAUAGCUUCAUCGCAUAACACAUAUCUAAUGGGUGACCAAAUUAGCAGUGAAAGUAGUUGUCAAGCUUAUGUUCGCGCUUUAAGAGCCGGGUGUAGAUGUAUAGAACUUGAUUGCUGGGAUGGACCAGAUGGAAUGCCAUUUAUUUUUCAUGGUCAUACACUUACUACAAAAAUCAAAUUCCUAGAUGUCAUCAAAACUAUUAAAGAGCAUGCUUUUGCUACUUCCGACUAUCCUGUAAUUUUAUCCAUUGAGGAUAAUUGUACACUACCUCAGCAACGUAAAAUGGCAAUUACGAUGCAAGAAGUAUUUGGUGAUAUGUUAUUAAUUCAACCUGUAGAUAAAAAUGAAACUUCUUUACCGUCACCGCAUGCAUUAAGAAGAAAGAUAAUAUUAAAACAUAAAAAGUUACCCGAUGGUGUUGAUGAAACAUCAUUUCUUAUUCGAAAUGAUGAAAACAGGCAAGAGAUGGAUCUUAGAAAUACUGUUAAAAAUGGUAUUCUUUACCUUGAAGAUCCUGUCGACAGAGAGUGGAAUCCACAUUUUUUUGUAUUGACCCAACAAAAAUUAUUCUAUACGGACACGUUUUCCAGAACACAAGAAACUGAACACGAUGACGAUGAAGAAGGUGCAAUUCGGCGACCAACAGACGGAGUUCCAAAUGAUGAGCUACAUUUUGGAGAGAAAUGGUUUCAUGGUAAAUUAGCAAAAGGACGAGAAGAAGCGGAAGAGCUAUUACGACGUUACUCCCAUCUUGGUGAUGGUACUUUUUUAGUUCGACAAUGCGUUACAUUUGUAGGAGAUUAUUGCCUUUCUUUUUGGCGCAAAGGAAAAGUAAAUCAUUGUCGUAUUAAACUUAAACAAGAAAUGGGUCAAACACAAUAUUACCUCAUUGAUACAAACUGUUUUGAUAGUUUGUAUAGUUUAAUUACACAUUAUCGUAAUCAUCCUUUAAGGAGCCAAGAAUUUUUAAUCACACUUCAAGAACCUGUACCACAACCAAAUAAACAUGAAGAAAAGGAAUGGUGGCAUGCAGACUGUACCCGGACUCUAGCUGAAGAAAUGUUAAAACGAAUUCCUUCGGAUGGUGCAUUUUUAGUGAGACCAAGUGAAAAAGAAAGCAAUUCUUAUGCUAUAUCUUUUAGGGCAGAGAAGAAAAUAAAACAUUGUAGAAUUAAAUUGGAAGGACGUCUAUAUACGAUUGGAAGUAUACAAUUUGAAAGUUUGGUCGAAUUAGUUAAUUAUUAUGAAAGGCAUCCACUAUAUAAAAAAAUAAAAUUGAGUCAUCCGGUAAAUCAAGAUGUUAUUAGGAGAAUGGGAUUGGAUGCAGAUGACGGCUCAGUUUAUGGUAUUCCUGGUUAUAUGGAUCCCACAAGUUUUGCGUCAAAAGUAACUGUAAAGGCUAUCUACGAUUAUAAAGCAAGAAGAGAUGAUGAGUUAACGUUAGUUAAACACGCUAUAAUAACAAACGUACAUCGGCAAAGCGGAGGUUGGUGGCGAGGAGAUUAUGGCGGUAAAAAACAACAUUGGUUUCCUGCUAGUUAUGUGGAAGAAAUAGAACCACAGGAUAACCAAGGAGAUUCAACUGAUUCUAUGAUGUUUGGUAGCCUACAAAAAGGAUCAUUGGAUAUUAUGGGUGCUGUUGUUGAAUUAAGAGUAGGUGGUAGACCUGGAUUAGAAUGGAUAUUGAGAAUACAAAAUCCUAGCAUGUGUUCAGUAUUCGAAGUAGCGACUUCUUCGAAAGAUACAGCACUCGAAUGGAUGUCCAGCAUUAAAGAAACUGCACAAAAUGCUAGUGUUAGGGAAAAUCAACAUAAAGAAAUGGAACGUGCAUGGAGAAUAGCAAAAGAAAUGUCAAAUUUAAUAGUUUAUUGUAGAUCUGUUGCAUUUAAUUUAGAAAGAGUAAGAACUAAAGGUUUUAUAUUUAAUGAGAUGAGUAGCUUUCCCGAAACGAAAGCUGAGAAACUGAUGUGUCAACAAGAAAAUAAAUUUUUCAUAAAAUAUCAUCAGGUUCAAUUCAGCAGAGUAUAUCCAAAAGGACAACGUAUUGAUUCAUCAAAUUAUAAUCCCGUGCCAAUGUGGAAUGCUGGUUGUCAAAUGGUAGCGUUAAAUUAUCAAACUGGAGAUAAAUCAAUGCAACUUAAUCAAGCAAAAUUUAAAGAGAAUGGCAAUUGUGGUUAUAUUUUGAAACCCGACUUUAUGUUUCGAGAUGAUUUUAAUCCUUUCGAUAAAAAUUGCUUAUACGGAGUAGAGUCUCUUAAAUUUAAUAUAAAAGUUAUCGGUGCUAGGCAUUUAAUUAGAGCGGGUAGGGGUAUAGCUAGUCCUUUUGUUGAAAUUGAAAUUAUAGGAGCAGAUUUUGAUUCUGGUACAAAGUUAACAACAAAAACGAUACCUGAUAAUGGAUUUAAUCCCAUGUGGAACGAAUCUUGUGAAUUCGAAGUUUUAAACUCAUACUUCGCGUUCAUACGAUUUGUAGUGCAGGAUGAAGAUAUGUUUGGUGAUAGUAAUUUUAUUGGACAAGCAACGUUUCCUGUUCGGUGUUUGCGAUCAGGAUAUAGGAGUGUUCCAUUAAAAAAUAAUUUUAGCGAAGAUCUUGAACUUGCAUCGUUAUUAAUACAUCUUCGGAUGACAUCUUCAGAAAAUCAUCCGCAUAGUUUAUAAAACCAGUAUUGAAUUAUGCACAAGCUUAUAAAUGUUUAAAGAAUUUUAAAAUUGCGUGAAGGUAAGAAUUAAUACUUCUUCAAAAAGUGUGAUUUAUAUGUUUAGUGUAAAUAUCACUAGAUGAAAUAUUUCGUUCAGGAUCUUAAGUAAAAUAUUGUUAUAGAAGACUGGUUAUUUACAAAAAUUAUACUUCACAAAUUAAAAUUGGUGGUUACAGAAAAAAAUAUGCUCAUCUUUGUAACCUAAUUAUAUAGGUGAUUUAGGGAUUUAAUGUUAUACAUAAUAUAAAAAAGAAAUCAUUACAGUAUUAAAUAGUAGAGGAAUGGUUAGAAAAGAAGUUCAAUAUAAAAAAUGCAAUAAUUUCUUAUAAAAAGUAACAUGUUACAAGGAUAUAGUAAUAUGUUUAAUCAAAUCAUUGUAAAUAACAUAUAAAACAUGCUUUUAUCAUGCUACUAGGUAUCUUGAUUUAUUUGAAUCAUUCAUAUCAAAAGAAUGAAUUAUAUCUUUUGAAAAAAUUAAUGUGAUUUCGCACAAUUACCUUUAAAUGUUUAAUGUAGAAAUUAACAUAUCUUUACAUAUCUUUAACUUUUAAAGUAUAUCUUUAUUAAAAUUAUAUUUGUAUUUUUUCUUUUAUUUCGACAAAAAUAAAUUAGAACAAUAAGACUAUACACAUUAUAUUUUAGACUGAACUAACACGCAUAAUACGCUUCCAGUUUUUUCAAUUAAAAAAAUAUUUUCACGUUGAUAGUAUUUAUUUAUUAUUUCAAAGACAAUGACCUUAGUUCAUGAAAGAUUAAGAAAUGUUGAGAGGCUGAUUGUUAAACAAUAUAAAUAUAUUUAAAUUGUCUUUGACAUAAGACUAUAAAAUUAAUUUUAUGUAAAACAAGGGAUGUGUUUAAAGGCGUCAUGAAUUUACGUACUAACUAACAAGAAUAUUUUUUUCAUAUAAAAGUGAUAUAUAUUUCAUUAAAUUUUUUUAUAAUUAUUAUUCAUACAUUUUUUACAGUCAGAAAUAGGUUUAUUAUAAGUUACUUGUUUAAAAUAAAUAGAUAAAAGUUAUAGUGUUUGAUAUAACUUUAUACAUCACAUUAGGCACAUUACUUAUUGUUUCCAAUGUAAUAAAUUUAACAUUUUAAGAAAUACAGUUUAAUUUAUUGUGACAAAUGUUAACAAAUUAAUUAAAUGCAGUAGUAUUUUAUAGUUGGGGAACAAUACCUAGCCAAUGUGCCUUCAAUGAAUAAUUGAUAACAUAAGUACAUUAAAUAAUGAUGUUCAGUUCCCAAAAUUACAUGCAUAAUUUAAACCAGGGAUUUAGAACCAAUAUUAUUAUGAUUUAAAUAACAAAGAUUUAUUGCAAACUUAACUUUUACACAAAUUAAUUAUACAAAUAACUAAUACGUCCCCUUUUAAAUUUGCUCUGUGGAAACAUAAUAUGCUAGUAUAAAUGUUAUACCGAUAUUUUUGCAUUUCCAUUUCUGUAAGGUUUACGGAGAUAUAACCGAAAAAUUACCGCUAUUUUGUAUUCUGGUUUAAGUCCCUGAUUAAAACAUAAAAUAUUGUUAGUACCGGGAACAUAUGAGAAACAAUAUGGAUAUAUGUUAGAUACAUAGUUAGAUGUAAUGUACACAGUCAGAGCACACAAAUAAAAAAUAAAUAAAAAAUAUGUUAAUAUACUUAUUUAUUGUACAUUUUUAUACAUUUUACAAAAACGUGUAAGAUUAGGUAUGAAAUCUGCUUAAUGCUAAGUUGAACUUUAGUUUCAAAGAAAAAAAACAUUCUGUUCAAUAAGGUCAGAUAACUUUAGUUUAUCCAAUAGAAACUGUAACUUUUUUCCUUUUUUUUUCGUAAUUGUUUUACAAAUUAACUUGUAACAUGAAAUCUCUUAAUUUUAUUUUAAGUAAUAACUCACACUAAUGAUUCAAUGUGAGAAUUAAAAGAAAUUAUGAAUAAAGUAUAUACUUUAUUGAAUGAAACAUGUCAAAAAAUUAACAUAUAUAUUUUUCAUUAAUUCUAAAUGCAGAUAUCUGCCUAACUAAAACAGAAAUAUACUUUAUAA